Messenger RNA from Xiphophorus couchianus (Monterrey platyfish), 2091 nucleotides. RefSeq lists its product as uncharacterized. The transcript has 2 exons. The coding region runs from base 156 to 1436 and encodes 426 amino acids. The record is from RefSeq and is a predicted model, not a curated record. Lineage: Eukaryota; Metazoa; Chordata; Actinopteri; Cyprinodontiformes; Poeciliidae.
AUAAGUUAAGAGUAGUGUUUGACUGCUCAGCUAAAUUUCGUGGUACCUCUUUGAAUGACACUUUGUUGACUGGUCCAGAUUUGAUUAACUCUUUAAUUGGAAUCCUUCUGCGUUUCAGAAAAGAAGCUGUUGCUAUUAUUUGUGACAUUGAAAGGAUGUUCCACCAGUUUUAUGUUUCAUCAAAGCAUCGUUGUUACCUCAGGUUUCUAUGGUGGGAGCAAGGAGAUUUGGAGAGCGAGCCUAAAGAAUUUCAGAUGAAAGUCCACCUUUUUGGUGCUGCCUCCUCUCCAGGCUGUGCUAAUUUUGGUCUAAAAUAUUUGGCACAUCAGCAGAGAUCAAAGUUUCCAUCUGCAGCAGCAUUUGUGGAGAAUAAUUUUUAUGUUGAUGAUGGAUUAAUAAGUGUCCCUACAACUAAUGAUGCCACCACACUAAUAACUGAAGCGCAGAAACUGUGCAAAGAAGGUGGUUUGAGACUCCACAAAUUUAAUUCCAAUAGGUCUGAAGUUCUAGACUGUGUGAAUCCAUCUGAGAGAGCCACAAGUGUGGUUUCUGCUGAUCUCAAGCCUGAUUUAACACUUACUGAACAUACUCUAGGUAUGCGAUGGCAUGUCAAAAGUGACUGUUUGGGCUUUUACAUUGAUCUGAGGGACAAACCUGAUACACGCCGUGGUAUUUUGUCAGUAAUAGCAUCUCUAUAUGAUCUGCUGGGAUUUAUUUCACCAUUCAUUAUGAAUGGGAAAUGUAUUUUACAAGAUCUGUGCCGCAGAAGUAUUGGAUGGGAUGACCCUCUGCCUGAAGACUUACUUGUACGGUGGGAGAAGUGGAAGUUUAGCCUUCAGGAUGUGAAAGGGUUAAUGAUACAAAGAUGUUAUCAUCCCCAAGGAUUUGGAAAAAUUGUUAAAACAGAACUAAAUCACUUCUCAGAUGCUAGCAGCCUAGCAUAUGGUGCAUGCUCUUACCUCAGAUUUGAGAAUGACAAAGGUGAAAUUCAUUGUGUUUUAAUCAUGGCUAAAGCCAGAGUUGCUCCUUUGAAAAUUACAACCAUUCCUCGUCUCGAGCUUACAGCUGCAGUGGUUGCUGCUAGGUUGAGCGUUCUGUUAAAAUCAGAACUUGAUAUGAAGAUAGACACUGAGUUUUUCUGGACAGAUUCACAAGUAGUGUUGUCAUAUAUUAAUAAUGAAGCACGACGGUUUCAUGUAUUUGUGGCAAAUCGGGUCCAGAUAAUUAGAGCGAACACAAAUCCAAAUCAAUGGAAUCAUGUUGACACCACUGAAAAUCCAGCAGAUCAUGCAUCAAGAGGGUUAUGUGCCUCUGAGAUUUUAACUACAAAUUGGCUAACAGAUCCUGAGUUUUUGUGGGUGGAAGAGAGAAUACCUCCAGAAUAUUUCCAUUUGACAAAAAUGGCAUGUAAUUCGGCACAAUCUAAAGGUAAAUGAUGUUGUAAUUGUUAAAGAAGAUUUUCUCCCAAGAAAUAGGUGGCAGUUGGGUCGUGUUGUGGAAACAAUGGUUGAUAGUGACGGCUUAGUUCGAAAAGUGAAGUUGAGAACAAAGAUCAGGAAGGGAUUUUAUCUCUAAGAGUUCAGUGAUACAAAGACCAGUGCAAACAUUGGUGGUGUUAUUAGAAAGUGACUUGUAAAAUGAAUGUUCACAGACAAGCAUGUUUUAAACAAUCUGCAUGGUUUUAAGGGACAUUUUGAAAUACUGCAUGAUUUUUUGGUAAUAGUUCAUGCAUUAUUGGUGGGAGUGUAACGGAUAGACUAAAGUAAAUUAAGAAUUUUCUAAAUUAAGUAUGACACAGAUUGUUUAUGGAUGUUUGUCUGUUUUGAUUAGUAUUUUUGUUGUUUUGUUUUGUUUGAUGGUAUUUGCACUUUGUAAUGUUUUGGGGUUUUGUUUUGUUGUUGUACCUCUUGGGCUGCCGUAAUUAAUGAGGGCUUUAAAAGCUGGUAGAAUCGUUGUGUCAAUCCAUGACUUGAACUGUCAAGCUGAGUAGCAUGAAGAAAUCAACACUUAGUGUUCCCCAGUGAAAGCAGCGAGUUUUUACGGUGACUGUGGUGACGAAUCACCCGAAGAAAAAUAAAAACGCUAAAUUCA